AUGUCUGAUAUCUACUCUUACAACGUCGAGCUCUCCAAAUCUACUCUUCCCCUUGCGGAUUUGAAGGACAAGACUAUUGUCUUUGUCAAUGUCGCUUCUAAAUGCGGCCUCACUCCUCAGUACAAAGAACUACAAGCUCUGCACGAAAAGUACGGUGACAAAGGACUCGUCAUCAUCGGCUUCCCUUGCAACCAGUUUAAAGCUCAAGAGCCUGGGUCGGACGACGAAGUGCUCCAGUUCUGUCAGCUCAAUUACGGCGUUACGUUCCCUAUUGCCAAGAAAGCGGAUGUGAACGGCGAAAACACCCAGCCCAUCUGGAGAUACCUCAAAGAACACGCCGACCCCCCCGUCAAGGACAUCGACUGGAACUUUUCCAAGUUUUUGGUCAAGGACGGACAGAUCAAAUGGUUUGCUGCCCGUGAGACCAAGGUCAGCGAUGUGGAAGCUGCUUUGACCCUCUAA
Cryptococcus wingfieldii CBS 7118 is the source of this 462-nucleotide messenger RNA. RefSeq names its product glutathione peroxidase. The record is from RefSeq and is a predicted model, not a curated record. The coding region runs from base 1 to 462 and encodes 153 amino acids. The transcript has 7 exons. Lineage: Eukaryota; Fungi; Basidiomycota; Tremellomycetes; Tremellales; Cryptococcaceae. Gene Ontology annotation, molecular function: glutathione peroxidase activity. Gene Ontology annotation, biological process: response to oxidative stress.